AUAACAACAAAAAACUAUUUAGUUUACUCACUGUUAUUUACAUUUUAUUUUUCAAUGAGCGAGCACAUACCAAAAAAUAACAAGUGAAUUAAAUUAACUACAAUUAUUUUAGUACAAUAUAAAUGAAUUAAUAAAAUCUAAUAAAAACAAACGCUCAAAUAAUAAAACAAGAAAUUACGAAAGUUAACGUGUAUGUGCCAACAUAUGGUUAAAGAAAAAGUUUAACAAAAAGGCGAGCAAAUAAAAAGACAAAUAAAUUAAUUACUUUAAUCUAGAGUCCGAUAAAGUGCAAAGAUAAUUCCCUAAAUUUAUUAAUUGUUUUAUAAUAUGGGUUCAAACAUUAAAGAUACGUUUUUGGCAGCAGAAGUUAAAGCAUGUUCCACAAGCAAAGCAACAUUGGCCACACAAUUGGCUACGUACCGUGUGUAUGUGGUAACCUGGAAUGUGGGCAGUAGAUUUCCAGACAAUAUUUCAUUACGCAACCUGUUGGGACUUAAUUCUGCUGUAGAAGAUCAUCAUUUACCCGAUAUAUAUGCUCUUGGUUUGCAGGAAGUCAAUGCCCAGCCGCAACAGCAGGUAUUGGGUCUAUUUAAAGAAGAUCCUUGGACCGCUAAAGCAAAAGAUUUACUUAAGGAGUUUGAUUAUGUUGCCAUAAAAACCGAACAAAUGCAGGGUUUGUUAUUAACCAUGUUUGUACGACGUGUACAUGUCGCCCAUUUGCGUGAUAUUGAAGCAGAAUUUACCCGUACUGGUUUUGGCGGCAUAUGGGGCAAUAAGGGAGCUGUUAGUAUACGUUUUAAUAUCUAUGGCUGUGGCUUAACCUUUAUCGUGGCCCAUUUGGCUGCUCAUGAUCAUCACUUGGAAGAGCGCAUUGAAGAUUUCAAACAAAUUAUGGAUAAUCAUCAUUAUCAUGUAGCACGCUUUAGAGAAAUUCUUGAUCAUGAUUAUGUUUUUUGGUUUGGUGACUUAAAUUUCCGUUUAAUGGGCGAUGAUUCGGCCCAGGCUGUGCGCGAUAAAGUAGUUAAGGAUGAAGCUUUGGAAGAACUCAUGCAGCGUGAUCAACUGAAUCAUGUAAGAGAGGUAACACAAGAAGCUUUUCCUCUAUUGCAUGAACGUAAACCAGCCUUUCCGCCUACCUUUAAAUUCAAAGAAGGCACUUCGGAAUAUGAUCUAAAGAGAAGACCGGCCUGGACAGAUCGUAUUUUAUAUGCAGUACAACCCCUCAAUCGUCAACCCAAUAUGCCUUUAGAAAUUGAGCAAUGCGCCUAUAAAUCCCACCCGGGUUACAAUAUUAGUGAUCAUAAACCAGUAACAAGUGAAUUUACCAUUAAACUCUAUCCCAAUUAUCGUGCUCCCUGUGUGGAAUUCCAGGAUAUUACACUAUGGAAGAUUGGCGAUGAAAAUACAGUGGAGUAUAAAAAACCCAUGGACUUUGAGGAACGUGAUCAUGACUGGAUUGGUAUCUAUCGUGUAGACUAUGCCAGUCUUAAGGAAUAUGUAGCCUAUGAGUAUGUUAAUCAAGCCGAUUCGCCACCCUCUUCUCCAGACUCUGUAGUAGAUCCAUUUUGGGAUGAUGGCCCCACACGUCGUCAUGGUCAUUCACAUCGCCAUAAACGUGAACGUUUGAGAAGACAACAGGAAGCCAAUGAGGAAAUAGUACGUCUUGAUUUUGCCGAUGAUGUAGAACUAAAAGAUGGCGAAGAAUAUCUUUUGAUAUAUUUCCAAAACACCGGGCUGCGAGGUGUUACCUCGGUGGCGGGCAUUAGUAAUGUUUUUAAGGCAGUAAAAAGAACGUCGUCGCCUAAUUUUGGCAAUGUUGAUUAACAUCGUUAUUUACUUGCAAUUAUUUAAGAAAAGCAUUUAAGGCUUUUUCUCGUGGUUAUUUGCAAUGUUUUUUGUUUUUAGUUUGAAUUUGUUUAUGUCGUAACUAACUAAUAUUUUUGUUAAUAGUUUAAAGAAAGUUUUAUUUUUUAAGUUUAAAUAAUGACAAAAUUAUUAUAAAAAGUUGUAAAAUAUAAUAUUGUAACGUCUUUGUGUUAAUGAACACACAUACCAAGUUAAUUUUAAAAUUGAAUCAUACUUUUGUUAAGUUCAAUUAUUAUAGUUGUGUCACAAAUAAAUAGUUUAUAAUAAUA
Molecule: messenger RNA, 2135 nt
Organism: Lucilia sericata (common green bottle fly)
Lineage: Eukaryota; Metazoa; Arthropoda; Insecta; Diptera; Calliphoridae
Product: inositol polyphosphate 5-phosphatase K
Exons: 1
Coding region: 328-1824 (498 amino acids)
Biological process (GO): phosphatidylinositol dephosphorylation
Cellular component (GO): plasma membrane; ruffle; cytoplasm
Molecular function (GO): phosphatidylinositol-4,5-bisphosphate 5-phosphatase activity
Source: RefSeq, a predicted model, not a curated record